This is a messenger RNA of Medicago truncatula (barrel medic), 1482 nucleotides long. RefSeq lists its product as uncharacterized. The record is from RefSeq and is a predicted model, not a curated record. The coding region runs from base 284 to 1369 and encodes 361 amino acids. NCBI's taxonomy places the organism in Eukaryota, Viridiplantae, Streptophyta, Magnoliopsida, Fabales, Fabaceae. The transcript has 4 exons.
AACUCAUUUUUUUCUCUUUGGAGACAGUAGAAAUAUAACAGUAGUACUAUGGUUACUAUUAACUAGUAGUAUUUUCCUACCUAGUGGACUUGUCUCUGACACAUAAAUCAAUAAACCAAUUCAAUUCUACCAUGAUUCCUUUGUUUGCUAACUCUAUAGAGUGAAGAUAUGAAAUGUGGAUUCCAAUUCCAACCCACAUGGCACCUGCAUUACUUGCUUAGUAAUAAUAAUAUUAAUAAUAAAAAAGCUCAUCAAUUUCCAAGUUAUAAGCAAAACUUUGAGAAUGAAAUUUGUGGAAGACAAGGGAUGCUAUAGUAACAAUGGAUCAGCAGCACAAGAUACUCACAAAGGAAAAGAUACUACUACUGGUACUGCUGCUGCUGCUGCUACUACUACUACUCGUGUUUCGAAUCAUCAUCGAAUAAAUAUGGGAAAACCAACACCGUCUAAGUGGGAUGACGCGCAAAAAUGGCUUGUUGGUUUAUCAAAAGGUGGAGAGAAAGGUCAAUCAAAAAGUAAACCAAGAAACUCAAAUGCAGAUGAUUUAAGAUUGAUAGCUCCUGUGCCACAAAAAGAGGAAGAACACGACGAUGAUGGAUGCCACGACUUCAUGACAACAACUAGUAGUGAAUAUGAAGCAGAAGACUCUAAGAAGGUAGAAUGUGAUGAUGAAUCAAUUUGGAGAAUGAAUAAUAAUAGUAAGGUUUUAGCAGAAAACAAAAACACAAUCCAUGUUCAAUCAAUAUGUUUUAGAGACAUGGGAACUGAAAUGACACCUAUUGCAAGUCAAGAGCCUUCAAGAACUGCUACACCUAUUAGAGCAACAACUCCUACUACUAGAAGUCCAAUUCAUUCAGGAACUUCAACUCCAAUGAGGAAUCAAAAUGGUUUGUUGCAAAUGGAAGCUGCAUCGGGUAAUAAUGGCAGCACAACUAGACAAUGUGGAGAAGAAUCAAGCCCUUGUAAGAUGGUUGAGAAGAACAAGAUUGAAGAUCAAGCUAGAAAGUUGAGUCCUCUAGAAUCUAGAGCAAUGGCUUGGGAUGAAGCAGAACGUGCCAAAUAUAUGGCCAGGUUUAAGCGUGAAGAAAUGAAGAUUCAAGCCUGGGAAAAUCAUCAGAUAAGAAAAGCUGAAAUGGAAAUGAAGAAAAUGGAGGUGAAAGCUGAAAGAAUGAAAGCUAUGGCACAAGAAAAGUUAACAAAUAAACUGGCUGCUACAAGAAGAAUAGCUGAAGAGAAGAGGGCUAAUGCACAAGUGAAGCUGAAUGAUAAUGCUUUGAGGACUACUGAAAGGGUAGACUAUAUAAGAAGGACAGGGCAUGUGCCUUCUUCAUUCUCUUUCACUUUUAAGUUGCCUUCCAUUUGCUGGUAGAAAGUACCAAUCCAUAUAUGUGUAAUUUAUAUGUUGUAUGAAAUAUAAAACCUUUUAUGCUACUUCUAAAUGGUUUUGCAAAUUAUAUGAUGCUUAUAUUUGGUUUCUUGGUA